UAGUCGAAAUUGCAACUGUUAUCUGGAGAUAUAGACAUAGAAAAUAUUAUCUUGAGACUCAAAGAGACUCAUACAAAAUGUCAAAAACAAUUACCUAUAAUUUCAGAAAUCAAGCAAAACAUAUUUGGGAAAGUCAAAAACAAUUACUCAUAAUUUCAGAAAUCAAGCAAAACAUAUUUGGAAAAGAA
Messenger RNA from Racocetra persica, 188 nucleotides. NCBI's taxonomy places the organism in Eukaryota, Fungi, Glomeromycota, Glomeromycetes, Diversisporales, Gigasporaceae. The record is from the annotation of a GenBank genome assembly.